Triticum aestivum (bread wheat) is the source of this 849-nucleotide messenger RNA. Its product is annotated as berberine bridge enzyme-like Cyn d 4. The record is from RefSeq and is a predicted model, not a curated record. The transcript has a single exon. The coding region runs from base 1 to 849 and encodes 282 amino acids. Lineage: Eukaryota; Viridiplantae; Streptophyta; Magnoliopsida; Poales; Poaceae. Gene Ontology annotation, molecular function: oxidoreductase activity; flavin adenine dinucleotide binding.
AUGAGGUUUCAAACCUACUUGGCCGUCCCACCCAAGCUGACAAUGUUCCGCGUCCCAAGGUCCAUCGACGAGGGCGCCAUCGACAUCCUCACCAGAUGGCAAGAUAUCGCGCCGGCUCUCCCGGAAGACCUCUUCAUAAGGGUGGUCGUCUCGAAGCAGGUGGCCGAGUUCCAGUCCAUGUACCUGGGCACCUGCGACGCGCUGCUGCCAUUGAUGCGCAGCCACUUCCCGGAGCUCCGCCUGAACCGGACGCACUGCAGGGAGAUGACGUGGAUCCAGUCCGUGCCAUACAUCUACCUGGACAGCACCGCCACCGUGGAGGACAUCCUCAACCGGACCACCUCCUUGGACACCUUCAACAAGGCCAAGUCCGACUUCGUCCACCGUGCCAUCGCCAGGGACGUGUGGAUCAAGAUCUUCGCCUGGCUCGCCAAACCCGACGCCGGGCUCAUGAUCAUGGACCCUUACGGCGGCCAGAUCGGCAGCCUCCCGGAGUCGGCGCCCCCGUUCCCGCACCGUGCAGGCGUGCUCUACAACAUUCAGUACAUGAACUUCUGGUCGGCCGCCACCGACGGGUCAGCGCAGACCAGGUGGCUUAAGGACUUCUAUGCCUUCAUGGCGCCCUACGUGAGCAAGAACCCCAGGGAGGCGUACGUGAACUACAGGGACCUCGACCUCGGCAUGAACGUCGUUGUGGGCAACGUCACCAGCUACACGGCCGCUAAGGUUUGGGGCGACAAGUACUACAAGGGCAACUUCAAGAGGCUCGCCAUGGCCAAGGGCAAGGUGGAUCCUAGCGACUACUUUAGGAACGAGCAGAGCAUCCCACCAUUAGUGGCGACAAAGUGA